Colletotrichum navitas is the source of this 2666-nucleotide messenger RNA. RefSeq lists its product as uncharacterized. The transcript is spliced from 8 exons. The coding region runs from base 264 to 2441 and encodes 725 amino acids. Gene Ontology annotation, biological process: regulation of DNA-templated transcription. Gene Ontology annotation, molecular function: DNA-binding transcription factor activity, RNA polymerase II-specific; zinc ion binding. The record is from RefSeq and is a predicted model, not a curated record. Lineage: Eukaryota; Fungi; Ascomycota; Sordariomycetes; Glomerellales; Glomerellaceae.
CCCCUCCGUUCAGUGCCACCUGUCAGUCGCAGCCGCUGCUCUAGUCGCUCCUGCCACUAGAGUUUUCUGCGGUCUGGACCGCCUGGACUACCUCCCCGGGCUGGGUCUGUUGUCCUGGUGUGGACCACACGCAUGCUCCUUAUUGUCCCGCCUAGCCUAGCAUGCAACCCCUUCAUCUCAACAUCAACUGCAGAGUCUUGCUGAAUGACCCGAAUCCACCCGGCUUCGAUCGCUCUUUCGGUUCCUUCGCUACUAGGUGAAGCAUGAACACCGAACCUUCGUCUGUAGCUUCGAGCUGGGCGGGAUCGGCUGCAGGCAUGUCAGCCCAUCGAAAGGAGCGCGGCCAUAUCGCACAACGGGCUUGCGAGGUCUGCCGCCGCAGGAAGCAGAAGUGUGACGAAGAGAAGCCGACAUGCGGAUAUUGCUCCAAGGCCCAGCUGGAGUGCGAUUACGGAAGCCCAAAGCCGACCAAGAAAGACAAGACAUUGGUUGAGUUACUUGACCUUGUAACCAACAUCAAUCAGCAUACCAGUCACAUCCCAGAAAUCUCUGCCCAGCUUCUGAGAUUGAGAGAUAACAUUCCGACACUUUUGCCUACCGAAAGUAGUGCCGGCAGUGACGUCGCCUCCUCAACAGCCACCGUGCAGCCUUCGACUCAAACGGGCCUGAGUCUGGCGCCACGACACCAAGCUGCGCGCCGUUAUGUUUCCACCCUGGACAGAAUCUUGUCCUGGCCUGCAGUCCGGCAGACACUCGAAACCGUCCGGCCAAAGAUACCCGGUAUCCAAGCAAUCUUCGAGGGCCCAGAAUCGUCAUCCGUGCUAUUCGACCAGCGAAGGGAUACCCGGUGUCUCUUCCGGGGCGGCUUGGAGUCCAUGGGUGCACAAGAUCGCAUUGCUUUGGGAAUAGCUCCCGACGACCCCAGACCGCUUCAGAUGACGAGCAUAAGCCCACACAUUCUUGCGGAGCGCAUUAGAAUAUACUUCAACACCUUUAAUCGGAUUCACCCUGUCUUAGACCGUCAAUACUUCAUGGAAGUGGUGUUCCCUGGAGUUGUCCACAACCGUUUCUGCGAGAAUGCGGCAUCUACCUUGCUGUGUCUAGUGAUGGCGCUUGCCGAGGUAGCCGUUGCAGACGUACCAGGCAGAGGGUUUUCGGCUUUUCAAGGCCACCAAGAUGGCGAGCCAAGCAAUACUGCUGAGUAUAUCGAAUACCGCCCACCCGGUAUCGAGUUCUUCAACGAGGCGAGGCGGCGCUUGGGCUUUUCUGUCGGCGAGUGCAGUUUGGAGAACGUACAAAUGUUCAUUCUGACGGGAUUAUAUUACGAGUCUUGUUCUCGACAUAUGGAGUUCUGGAAUAUGAUCAUAUCAGCAUCCCUGGCUUGCCAAGCACUGAUUGCCAGUAACUCGGCCGAAAUGUAUGCUGCCCACGCUGAUCAGAUCUGUCGGGCGUUUUGGUAUUGCUCCAUUAUGGAAACAGGUAUCCAACGGGACUUAGAAUUGCCCUUGACAGGCCUCGACAAGCUUCAGUCGCGCAUUCAGCUGCCCCAGUUUCCCGACUAUGUCACCACGACCGACGAACUUCUUCGUGUGCACAUGUACAACGACAGGAUGUCCCAUUACGGCGAGAUAUUUGUCUAUCAGAUUUCUCUCCGGAACCUGGCUGUCAAAAUUCGCAACGGUCUGAUGCAAGUUGCUGAAGCACCCAUCGCAAACCUGGGUCAGACGAUGCCCGGACCAGACGAUCUUUUACGAACCACGGUUGAUAAAUUGGGUAGGGAGCUCGAACAGUGGCACGGUUCUUUGCCGGAUCACUUGAGCUGGGACAGAAACCUUCCUUCCGCUAUGUAUUCGGCUCCCGAUCUUCAACCCUCCAGCCCAUCGUUUUACGCCCAUAGCAUGUAUGCGGCCGAUGCUAUGGAUGCGUUGCAUUCGGCUCCAAUGAACAAUUUCAUCGGGGCCGACAUCACUAACCCCAAUGCGAACAUCGGCUUUCCGAACUCGGACGGCGUUCUGCUUGCGAUCAUGCGCUCAAAUUAUUACCACGUCGAAUCCAUGCUCUACAGGCCCUUCGCUUAUAAAGCCCUUCACGAACAUCCGGACAACCUAACCGAAACGGACCUUUCGGCAACGACGAGGUUCCUCCAUUCCUGCGUUCUCUGGCCUAUAAUGGUCCCGCCAGCCUCUCAGCAUAAACGCAUGAUCCCCUGCCUUUAUUCCUGGUCGCAGAAUAUCCUAGGCGCACUCAUCGUUCUGCACCUGUCCCUCAUAAACCCCACGCUCUCCAAGAUCAGACAAAGCCAUUGCCGCCAGGGGUUCGAACAAGAAGCCGAGUUGACAAUUGAGUGGGGGACCGCAUGGAUUCGAGAUCUGAAAGACGCUGAUAGAACUGCACAGCGCUGUUGGAUGAUCCUCAAAGGCUUGUAUCGACUCGAUGGCUGAGCGGAAAACGGAAAGCAUCAGGGGCGCAAACCGAAAGAGAUGAUUGACUUGGCAAGGACGCAUGAUUCCAGUUCUGUAACUGUUGGGGGCUUUGCGGUAUAGAGAUGGCGGGACGAGACCAUAAGGGGCAGGGUGUUCUCGGGCAUUUGGGGCAGCCUCAUAUUUUUCGUAUCAUAUAUGGACGACCAAGUAGAGCGGGAAAUAAUGAAUUUCACGAAAGCCGAC